Molecule: messenger RNA, 1307 nt
Organism: Desarmillaria tabescens
Lineage: Eukaryota; Fungi; Basidiomycota; Agaricomycetes; Agaricales; Physalacriaceae
Product: inositol phosphophingolipids phospholipase C
Exons: 8
Coding region: 26-1180 (384 amino acids)
Molecular function (GO): sphingomyelin phosphodiesterase activity
Source: RefSeq, a predicted model, not a curated record
GCCACAUCUUUUGCCGCUUCCAUCCAUGGUGGAGACCCAGCUUCGAGUUCUGACGCUAAAUUGCUGGGGCCUGAAGUACGUCUCUAAGAAUCGCGUUGAGCGCAUCCGAGCCAUCGCCAGUGAGCUCAGCAAUGCCGACUACGACAUUAUAACGCUGCAGGAGCUGUGGGUGUUCUCCGACUACGUGCAUGUCAGGGAAUCCGUGUCGAAGCGUCUGCCUCACUCCAAAUUUUUCUAUAGUGGAGCACUCGGUUCUGGCCUGGCCAUAUUCACCCGGUUUCCUAUUAUUGCGACCUCAGUACAUCCUUAUUCCUUAAGCGGGGCACCCAUCGAUGUUAUUGCUGGCGACUGGUUCGUUGGCAAGGCUGCCACAAGCGUGGUCAUUUUACAUCCUGUCUUGGGCCAGGUUCAGAUAUUUAACACACAUCUUUUUGCCAAGGGAGGAGAAGAGGGACCCGAGCAUAAUAGAGCCCAUAGGCUCGCUGCGGAACUCGGACGCUACGUGGUUGCGGCAGGCGACUUCAACAGCAUCCCGACGACAUUGCCCAUGACAAUCAUUCGAGACCACGCCUCGCUGCAUGAUUCAUGGGCUGUGACACAUCCCAGUCUUCCGUCUUCAAGUAUUAUACCUCCACCACAUGAGGCCAUCACCAAAUUUGGCGUAACCGCCGACUCGCCCAUGAAUUCCUACUCGGCUGGAAAACCCUUAGAUCCACUGGAUUACAUAUUCUACCGUCAACCCGUGCGGCCGUCGUCGAUUCUUCAGCUGAAAUGUACCGAUUGCAAGGUGGUCCUCACUCACAAGGUUCCUGGAACGCCCCAUUCCUUUUCGGAUCAUUUUGGGCUUGAAGCAACUUUAGAAAUUCAACAAGAGGAUGCUGCGCCUCAUUGGGCGCAUGUUAUCACUUUUUCUCGCUAUCGCGCACGCCGCGAGCUAUAUGUGUUUGGCUUAUGUCUGGUUAUCCUCGUCGCCAUCGUUAUUGGCUCGUCAUGGCUACCUCAUCCCUGGAUCAAUCCCAUAUUUUUAGUUUUUACUAUCUUCAUUGCCUGGUUGGCGACGACAAUGCUCUAUGAAGGAUUCCUGUAUGGUCAAUGGGAGUGCAACGCACUCAUGAACGUUGUAGAAGAGCUGGAGAUAUAUAAAAAGGGACUUGAGAUACGACUUGGGGCACAAUCGUAGCACCUUUCGUUAGAAUGUACUUUACCAGGAUUUGGUUUUGGCUAGGAUGUGUAUGAUAAUGUAGUUAGAUGCAGUUGUUUGGACUAGAAGGCCACUUGAUAAAUAGUGACGCAUGUUUUCUGCUGAC